Molecule: messenger RNA, 4553 nt
Organism: Jaculus jaculus (lesser Egyptian jerboa)
Lineage: Eukaryota; Metazoa; Chordata; Mammalia; Rodentia; Dipodidae
Gene: Cnst
Product: consortin, connexin sorting protein
Exons: 11
Coding region: 199-2304 (701 amino acids)
Biological process (GO): positive regulation of Golgi to plasma membrane protein transport
Cellular component (GO): trans-Golgi network; transport vesicle; plasma membrane
Molecular function (GO): connexin binding
Source: RefSeq, a predicted model, not a curated record
AGCCUUCCAGCCGGGAGGGGUUCGCUGAAGGAGGCGGGGCGGGAAGGCUGGAGGUGUCUAAUCCUCCCGAGCCGCGGGAGACCCGAGCAGGCUCCGUGACAGCUCGUCGGCCGCCAUGUCAGCAAGCGGGGCUGGAAACGCGCUGGGCGCCCGGCGGUAGCCCCCCUUUCGGCCUCGGAUUCCCAGACAUGGAAGGUCAUGAAUGAAACCUUAAGCAGUUCCACAAAGAAUGCGCUAAUGGAUGACAGAGACAUCCCUACAUGCAAUCUGCAGAUAGAGCCACAGGAUGGACGUCAUCCCGGUGACAGCGUGGAAAGGAGAAUAACGCAUUUGCCUUCUGCACCCGACGAAAAUGAAAACCAGCUCGCGGGGGAUGUGCCUGAGUCUCUGAGCCGCAGCGACGGGGCGAUGGGCAAGACCGAGGUGCUUGAGCAGGACAGUCUGAACAACAACGCAGCCUGCCCUCCCCGCUGUGAGGCCCCAGGCCAGGACUCGGAACACACUCAGUGUGAAGGCCCCAAAGAUGGCCAGUCCUUCCCAGGAAAGGACAGAAACCUAUCUGGAAAAAGAAGCACAAGAACCAAAAAAGGCACUUCUAGGAAGAUGCCACCUGGCGAUUCUAUUCCUUUAAUGCAAGAAAAGACUUGGUGUGCAACUCGCUCUGCUGGUGGGGAAGAGACGAGCGCUAAUGAUCCCCCAGAAGCUCCGAAGCCAGCUCUGCAGCCUCUGUUCUCACUGAUUCGUGGUGAAGUUGAGCAGAUGGACUCAAGGGCACUGCCCCUUUUCCUGCAUCAGGUAGCAGAGUCCUAUUUUCAGGAAGAGGACUAUGAGAAAGCAAUGAAAUUCAUUCAGCUUGAACGACUCUAUCAUGAGCAAUUGCUUGCAAAUCUUUCUGCCAUUCAAGAGCAGUGGGAGACAAAAUGGAAAGCUGUACAGCCACAGUUAGUGACACCACUAAGGAAUUCAGAGAAAGGAUUUAAUGGUGAAGAUUUUGAACAGCUUGCUAAGUUUUGCACAACACAUCAAGAUCCUCUUUUAUCCAGACAUAAGACAACAGCUGUGGAAAAGCCGCUGGGAAGGAAGUGCUGUACGCAGUUAACAGUGUCGGAAGUUCCAGAGGAAAAGGGAGUUGCAGCCAAAGGGUCAGAGACUGGAACUUGCCCUGGCAUGGAGCCAAGCACAGAAAGCCAGCUUAAAGAGCAGCCUCAGGAGAGCAGCCCUUGCUGUCACCAGAUGGACUGGCAGGCCGCUUCCCCCAACCCUCCAGUGCCUGCGGGGAAGGAGCGCUCGCGGGAGCCGCCCUGCUGCACCGAAGCCACGCCGCAGCUCCACACCCCGUCCCCGGGGGCCGCCGGGAGCAGGUCGGGCCAGGGGCCAGACGCGGCCGAGCAUGCUUGCGGGGACGACAGGCGCCCGCAGGCGGCUCCCCCAGAGGACGUGGCCCAAGACCCCAAGGAGUCUCUGCCCAGUGAGUCAGUGGUAGAGCCGCUGGCCUCCCCUGGCCAUGACCACCUACCUCCCGGGUUGAUUUGCGAACACAAAUAUUCACAGAAGCACCGAAAAGAACUGCACUUGCCCCUUCUGGGUACUUUCGAGGCGCUGCCCGCGGCCCGCCCGGAGAGCAGUAAGUCGAAUGGACUGCAGCAACCGGACCUCCCCGGCGGCGAUGGCCAGUCGGAGGCCGGCGGCGCGCGCAGCCCCUCGCCCGGAGUGCGCGCCGCCCCGGAGGACGAGGAGCAGCCCGUCAGCAAGGAAACGGAGGACUAUCUGAACAGCCUUCUGGAAGGACGCCUGACGGACACCGAAGACCCCCUUCCCGACGAGGAGAACCAGGACGACGACUCCGACCUCCCUCAGGACCUCUCUCCUGAAGAAGCCUCCUACAGCCUCCAGGAGAGCCUGCCCGCCGACGACAGCUGCCUGUCCCUGGACGACCUGGCCAAGAGGAUAGAGAUUGCCCAGGUCGUUCCUGCGGAAGGUCUGGUCUCCAUAUUAAAGAAGAGGAGUGACUCUCCAGGGGACCAUCCUGCCCAGAUGCAGCAGAAGCCAUCAAAACGCAGAGUGCGAUUCCAGGAAAUGGAUGAUAGCCUGGAUCAAGAUGAAGUUGGAGGAGGCUCCUGCAUUUUGCUGAUCUUGCUGUGCAUAGCAACGGUUUUCCUUAGUAUUGGAGGAACUGCGCUGUACUGCACCUUUGGUGACAUGGAGUCACCUGUUUGCACAGACUUUGCAGACAACAUGGACUUCUAUUACACGAAGUUACUGCAGGGAAUGGCAGAACUGAAACACUGGAUCUACCUCUCCUAGCACUCAAGAGGAACAGGCAUGCUGACAAUGAGAAUGAAAGAUGUGAAAAACAUUCCCCCUCCCCGCAGCGAGGACCCAGGGACUUCCGAAGCUGGAGUGAUCUCAGAGUGUGGCAAAGCACCGAGGAUGGAGGUGGUGGUCUUUGAGGAGGGUGCUGGUCUUACUGCUUCCUCGGGCCUUGAAGUGCACUGAGCAGAGUUACGCUGGGCCAUCUCGGAACCACACCGGGCUCAGCUACCUUGUCAAGUUAACGGUUGCAGAACACUUCUGGUUUCCACUUGUCAGUCCGUAGCCAUUGCUUCCAGCCAUCAUGCAAUAAGUUUGUAAUCAACAGUUACCUUAUGGUUUCAGAGCCAUUUUAGUUAACCUCGGGAGCAGUGGAAUUUAGGCUGUUUGCGUUACUUCCAGAUUAUAUUCUUCAUUUGUGACAUGGUUGUGUGUGUGCGUGCGUGUGCGCACGCAUGCGUACGCAUGCGUUUCAAGCAGUCAUCAUGAGCAAAUACCCAACAUAGAGUGUAACAAAGUUUAUCUUUAUUCUUUUAACUCGACUACGAUGUGCAGGCACAGAUCUCCGAAGAAGGCUUACCUGUGGAGUAGAUGAACUGUAGAAAUGUUGGCCCUGAACUGAGAAACUAUGACAGAUCUAUGGCAAUGAACUUGAUCAAGUAGCCAGAAAUUAACCUUAGGCCUGAAGGCAAAAUGAAAGCGCUCCCUGAGUCCCCAGGCAAGGAUCUCACCAAGAAUUCCAGGCCGCAGCUCAGCAAACCACUUGCCUGAGCACCUCUGACGUUCUGAGAAUCUAAGAGCAGACACAACAUAAGAUAUAAUGCCUACUGUAGAUGCUAUGGAAAGUAAACCCAUACUUUGGUGAAUGAACUCAAACUAUCACAUCUAGGUCAGGAUUCACAGGUCCUACAUUCAGGCGUGCUGAACGUGCAUUCCUUCCUAUCAUGAGCUUGCUUUGGACCCGGCUGUGGGUCAUUAAGCAGAAAUUCAAUCAUACCUUAUAUAGGCAGAUGUCUGGUUUUUGUUUAAAUCUGUCAUUAGGUGGCCUUUCCUUCUUUAAGGUACAGUGGUCUAACAUUUAGGAAGCCUUGCUUUUACUUUUUAUAUUCUAGGCAGCAUUUUUUUAAAAACCAUGAAUUAUAGUUUUUUAGCAAGUAAUCACUAUAUCCUGUUUUACUGUUAAGAUCAUUGGAAAGGAAAAGAGAAACAUUGCUUUCUAGUUGUUACUGGCUGGUACAGUACCUCCCUUUGUGUUUCUGCUUAUUUAUUUGGAGUAUAUGAAUUUUCAAGGGCUUUUUAUAUAAGUUGAAAGUGUGUUGCUGAGCAUGCAUUUGGUUAUCCCAGUGCAACGUAUUUAAUUAUUAUGUACUUAAUGAAUGGAUUUUUCUAUCAUUUCAGUUCAUUGUGUUUUAGGCUAAUUUUUAAAUUGAUGUUUGAUGGUCACUUAUAAGUACUAUUUGACUUCUAUCAUGUCGCCACAAACUAAUAUUUUCAAUGGUUAUAGAUCAGAGUUAUUUAUUUAGACAUAUACAAAAUACUGAAAUUUAGAUUCCUUAUACUUAAGGCUGAUUUUAUUAGAAGAUUAUUUUAAAGUCCAACUAUAAAUGUAAAUAAUUUGUACUCAUGUGUAUAAAAUAUGAAAUAUGUCCACGGUACUGCUGUGAGUGAUUCUAAAAGCUGCUUGUGAGGGGCCUCCUUGUCAAAGACAAACUUCUUCUGUUUACCCUCGUAAUUCCUAGUUGCAGGAAUUCGGUAAUCCUUAUUUCUGUCAAUUUUAUGUCAAGAGAAGUUAAACUUUCCCUCCUGUUCGCCUCUUUAGGUCACUUUCAGAGUCCUGAUAAUUUCCGUAAUUCUAUUGGCCACCUAGGCCACUCUUCUGAAACCAAGAUUCCCCGGGAGCCUUCACAAUGAAGGGAAAGACCUAGUUGUGUCUCAGAAGAGCCAGGACAGGACGUGAAGGCAGGAACACACUGAUCUCUUGACUUAAAGUGGGCAUGAAAUAUCACCUAGAAAAACUAGAGCACCUUUAAGAGUGUGAUUGUCAUUUACUGCAUGAACUGGAGUAAUUCUACUUCGCGAGGAAAGGGUUGUUUAUCUCAUGCAUAAGGGAUUCAUCAGCUUUUACUGAAAUGUAAUUUCCUCUCUCACUUGAAAGUACUGACAGCUAUUUGUAACUAAUCUUCCUUAAGAACUGUAUUUGAGGGUGUCAAAUCGAGCUUGUAAUUUAAAAUCUACACCAACAA